GGGAGAGCUCAAAGCGCACAGGAUUUGACAGAUGUUCGAAUCGGAUAAACUGCACCGCAACGAGAGAAUUGGGGAGCAUUUCACAUUUACAUAGUGGUAGCCCAUAUACGACAAAAUGUCAGGACAAAAGAGUGCGAAUCCGUGUAAUAAAUUCCAAGCGAACAUUUUUUAUAAAAGUAAAUGUCAGAACUGCUUCAAGUCUCGGGAGCUGCAUCUUCCAACUGAUCAUGGUAAGGACCAGGCCAAACCCAUCUAUGGAGGCUGGCUCUGCUUGGCUGCUGAAGGGACAGACUUUGACAAUCCAAUUCAGAGAUCAAGGAAAUGGCAGCGACGAUUCUUCAUCCUGUAUGAACAUGGCAGCAUGAGCUUUGCACUGGACGAGUUGACAAGCACUCUGCCACAAGGAACAGUGAACAUGAAUCUGUGUACAGCGGUGAUUGACGCAGAGCCUAAGACAGGCCAGAGGAACGCUUUGUGCAUCAUCACACCUGAACAGGAGUUCUUUAUCCGGGGGGAGAACAAGGAGAUCAUCAAUGGCUGGAGUGAACAACUAGUCGUUUACCCACGGACCUAUAAGCAGAAUCAGAAGAAGAAACGUAAAGUAGAACCCACUACUUCCCAGGAACCCAGCCCAGCAAAGAUGGCUGCCACUGAGCCCAGUUUCUCAGUCAUGAAAACUGGUGACCCUUGCUCCAGUCUGUGGCAGGGAGAGCGGCCCAGUGGGGGUCCGGAUGUGGCCCCUGUCUGGACUGUGACAGAUACUGAUCCCCUGGGCCUGGACGAGACCCCUGCAGCCUCCAGUGACUCCCUGACCUUUGACGGUAGUCUGCGGCUCUCCAACGGCUCCUGUAUCAGUAGCUCUGUGAGUUCCCUGGACUCUGUGGCCAGCAAGGGGACUGACACCAGCAGCGACAGCCAGCGCACAGAGCCUACGCCAUACAGAGACCACACACCGGCCAACAAGAACAACAUGGCAGAGAGAAGCUGUUACAAUGCGCCAGGGAAGGCUGGGAGGAGUGCUGUGGGAGAGGACCUGGGUCAGGCUGGAUCCAGGAAGGGGAGGAGUGAAGCUCGCAGCAACCAGAGAGAGAAACUGCAGUCGUGUGGAGAUCUAAGCCCAGGUCAACUCACCGUCCCUCCUCCUCAGAGAAGAGCUAAGUCACUGGACCGCAGGACCUCGGAGUCUGUCAUGACUCCUGAUUUGCUGAACUUCAAGAAAGGGUGGAUGAUGAACCUGGAUAAGGAGGAUCAGUGGAGGAAAUACUGGUUUGUGCUGUCAGCUGACAGUCUGAGGUACUACAAGGAUUCCUUCGCAGAGGAGAACUCAGAUCUGGAGGGGGAGAUUGACUUGACCAAGUGUCAGAAUGUCUCAGAGCACCAGGUCCAGAGGAACUACGGCUUUCAGAUCCAUACCCAGAAGUGUGUCUAUACUCUGUCAGCCAUGACUGCAGGGAUACGGAGAAACUGGAUCCAGGCCCUCAUGAAGAAUGUCCAUCCAUCUAACGCUCCUGAUGUAGCCAGCAGCUUGCAAGUCCAUCACAUCCCUUGCAGCCCAUCAGAGUCACUGCCCCUCCCUAAGCCAGACGUGACCCAGGACUCCUCCCCCUCCUCUGAGGUCCCUACAGAGAGAGUCCAGGGGCCCAAACAGAGCCGCAUCCGUGAGAGGAGACGCGAAGGGCGCUCCAAGACCUUUGACUGGGCUGAGUUCAGCCCUAUGGCCCUGCUAGCCUCUGAGCAGGAGGUGCAGCAGGAGACAAAGGAGCCUCUUCGGAUGGAGGUAGGGGACCUGGAGAGGAAGAGGAGGCGAGAGGAGAGGAGGAGGAGGUAUGACAGCAUGCUAGGCUUCCUUGUGGGCUGGGAGAUGGACUGUGACAGAGGAGGUAUCAGUCCCAGGUCACCCAGGACUCACCAGAGGGUACAGAGGGAGAUUGAACAGUGCUGGCAGCAGGUGGAAAGGACUGCCUUUAGACAGGAGAAGACUGUUCCAUUGUACACUGAGUCCCAGGGCAAGGAUAAAGAGGAUAUGGGGAUUCUGCUGGAGACCUACCACAGGAGGGUAGAGGAGUUGAAGGGCCAGUUGGCAGAGUCAGACCAUCGCAGGCUUGAGCUGGAGGCUCAUUUAAGCACUGCAUUAGGACGCCAGCAUCAUGCCUCCCUGCCGCUUGAGGCCCCAAUGUGCCCAGAAGCUGAUCUUCCCUCUUUGAAAAGCCUGACGGACAUGUACAGGGAGACCAGGAGCUCCUCCAGCAACAGGAAUUCACUGGGCAUGGGGGAAACUCAGGAAAGAGCCAACAGCGUGAGAAUAGACAACCUACUAUGCUGUGAGACACCCAGACCCACGGAGGAGUAUGUAGACCCAGACCAGGCCAUCGUGAUGAGGAGACUUUCCCAGGAGGUAGAGCUGCUCAGCAGCCAGAACGAGGCCCUCAACCAGCGCAACCAGGAGAUGCUCAACCAGCUGACAGAGGCAGACAGAGAGAUAGAGAGACUGAAAGCAGAGCUUAUCACUCAGUACAGUGGGCCACAGUUCCUCCCUGAGGCAGAGCAGCACAGCCAGACCAAAAUGGAAGGCCUGGAGAAGGAGCUGCGCAGGAGAGAUGAGCAGCUCCAGGAGGCCCAGUCCCUACUAGCCUCAAUGGACCAGCGUCUGAAGGAGACAGAGGUACAGCUGCAGCUCAGAGAGGACACUUUCAAAGACCCAGCAGAAGAGGAUGAUGAUGAUGAAGAGGAGGAAGCUGGGGAAGAGAAUAUCAAAACACACCACCUUGGAGAGAAGAAGCGGGAACACCUUCAACAGUGUCUGCAGGCCAUGGAGGCCAAGCAAUUAGAACUAGAGAGACAGCUCCAGCACACAGAACAGACAUGCAGGGACCUGCAGUUUAAUGAGGAAGUAGAGAAGGAAAGGACAGUGGAGAAAGAAAGUGGAUUAAGGUGUAGCAGUGAAGGCAAAUGGCAGGAGGAGGUAAUAUUGGAUUCAGGUGAAGAAAGGGUUCAGCAAGUGAUGGAAGGGAUAAGGUUGAUGUCCAGAACCUUAGGGAGAGUAGUGCAGGUGAUUGACAGGUCAGAUCUGGAUGUGGUAAAGAUGCCAUUAGAUAGAAAGUGUGUGGAGGUGAACAAGACAGUGGUCAGGCAGCUUCAGUUAGAGGAGGAGUUUUGGGGAAGGCUGUUGAACAGUUUGAAGGUCAACCCAUCCCAGUCCAAUGAGGAUAAACUCACAGAUGUGAUUCUAAGUCAGAUUUUAGAACACAUGGUAGUGGAAAAGCAAACGCUCCUCCUAGCUCAUACUCUUUUUUCUCAUAAUAAGACAGAUUUAAACAUAAACACUGGAGGCCUGGAAAGGAUGAAUGGAUGCAGGUCUUUGAGAGACCUGGACAUCAUUGGAAACAUAGCAGGUGAAACAGGUUCAGAAAUGAAAGAAGAAGGUGAUGAUGAGAGGAUAUGGAAUGUGUACAACCAGCAUAAUGACACCGAUGACUUCAUAAGCCGACAUUUCACAGAGAUCACACAGGAGAGAAUUUUCCUGCUCAACCAAAUCGCCUCCUCAGGCAUAGCCUCGGCCAAUGAUGAGCUCCAGUCCCUGGCACAAAGACUUUGUCAUUUCCACAAUGUAAAUGAUCCCCAGUUAGCUUCCAUACACUGCACCGCCAUGGAAGCCUUCUCAUCCUAUCGUCUCAGUAGGCUUAACACUCUACAGAGCCAAUUUCAAGAGACUCAACAGGGACUGCUCAUUGCUUCUUCUCCUUUGAUGUGCAGCAGAUGUGCUGGGCUGCUGAGUGAAAACCAGCAGCUUGGGGCCAGACAGUCAGACCUGGAAAGACAGGGGAGUUCCUCAGUGGGAUUAGGGUUGACCCCCCUGAGGCAGGGAGAACACAUAGACUCACAGCAAACAGCCACACAGCUACUAGACACUGCAAGUGAGCAGAAAACAGAGAUGCCUGCAAUGAAUGCUGCAGGUAAAAUGGAUGUGGAAAGCCCAAACCAGGGAGUGACUGCAGUAGAGGAAGUGUGCUGGGUUAGAAGGUGUGCAGAGGUGGUGGAGGGUGACUUCCUGACCAACAGCAUUGAGAGUCCAAUGAUAAAGGUAGAGAGUAGGGUAGAUGAGGUAGAGAGUAGGGUAGAUGAGGUAGAGAGUAGGGUAGAUGAGGUAGAGAGUAGGGUAGAUGAGGUAGAGAGUAGGGUAGAUGAGGUAGAGAGUAGGGUAGAUGAGGUAGAGAGUAGGGUAGAUGAGGUAGAGAGUAGGGUAGAUGAGGCAGAGAGUAGGGUAGAUGAGGUAGAGAGUAGGGUAGAUGAGGCAGAGAGUAGGGUAGAUGAGGCAGAGAGUAGGGUAGAUGAGGUAGAGAGUAGGGUAGAUGAGGUAGAGAGUAGGGUAGAUGAGGCAGAGAGUAGGGUAGAUGAGGUAGAGAGUAGGGUAGAUGAGGUAGAGAAAGGAAUCCAGGAAGUAGAUACUGAUAAGGAUGUAGAGGAGAGGAGCACUACUGAACCCCAUGAAGAAGCAAACACUCUGGGGGAGGAGGAGCUGGAGAUUGUGUUAUCAUCACUGAGAGGUCAUGUGAAGGAUCUGGAGGAGCAGCUGUCUGUCAUGGCCAACAUGAAAGCAGAGCAUGAUGGGAGAAUGGCAUCUCUCCAGCUGAAACAUAAUGAGGACAUAGAAAAGCUAAAGGCCACAUAUGAGCAUGGCUUUGUCACCAUGGAGGAAUCCCAGCAGAGGAUCGUGGGGGAACUGCAGCACAGACACCAGCAGGACCUGCAGCGCCUGCAGUUAGACACAGACAGACUGCUGGAGGAGGAGACGGCUGCUACUAUCACAGCAAUUGAAGCAAUGAAGAACGCUCACCGUGCCGAAGUCAAGAGAGAGAUACAGAGGGCAUGCCAUGAAAACAACAAUGCAGGAGACGUGAAUCUUGGAGAAAUAUGCAGGCAACACAGUGAGGAGCUGGUCUCCUGUCACAGGGAGCUGGGGGUGUUGUCCCAGCAGUACUCUCUGAAGUGUCUGGAGAGCUCCCACCUGGGCCAGGCCCUGGAGGCAGAGAGACAGGCUCUGUGUCAGUGUCAGCAGGAGAACCAGGACCUCAGAACUUGCAACCAGGAGCUGAGUGGCCAUCUUGCUGCAGAGAUCACCAGACUUUGCUCUCUGGCCAAGCAGGACACCUUCCCUCUUAGUCAGGAGAGAGAUGUGUAUGAGCUGGAGAUCUCCCUGCGUGUGAAGGAGUCAGAGGUGCAGUGCCUCAAGCAGAAGAUCACCUCGCUCAAGGAUGAACUCCAAUCAGCCCACAGGGAUAAGAGGUAUGCAACAGAGACGUACAAGGACAUCUACACAGAGCUAAGCAUCAUGAGGGCCAAGGCAGAGAGAGACCUGGGACAUCUCAGAGAGAACCUGAGGUUGGCCCACAAAGCACUAGGAGACCUCUCACCUGCAGUGGACACAGAUAAUAAUGAGUGUCAAGGAAGAUAACUGCAGCUGAACAAAGAGACACAACGCACAACAUGGAUUGUUCAUCGGUCUAUCCAUGUUUACACCAUUUAGCACUUAGAGAUCCAAAGUUAUAUUGUCAAACAUUUUAUGUCCUAUCUACCGUUACUGUACUACAGAAUUUUAAAAGCGCAUUAUUUGAGGAUUCUGUAUUUUUACAUCAUUGUAUCUAAAUGCACACUACUAUUUAGUCUGUCUACGUUUGUCGAUAGAUUAGACAUUUUGUAGACGUUUUCCUGACGACUAACAUUUAUCUCAAGAAGUUUGUCAAAUGUGUAGAAUUAUUACACUGCUUUGUCCAAUCCAGUUAUUGAACGGGGAUAUUUCUAAAGACAACUCAGAUUAAGUUUGAUUUUCUUACCUGUGAAAUACAGUCUAUAAUGUAAAAGUAUUAUUUGUUUGUGAGUGGAUGGUUUUAUUUGGAGGCGUUUAUCUUGGUCCUGCUAGUGCACAUUUUGAUGUUCUUUAUUCAUGUCAAUAAUCUAAUGAUAAAUUAAAUGGAUUUAUUUUAAAUAA
Messenger RNA from Oncorhynchus masou masou (cherry salmon), 5986 nucleotides. Its product is annotated as myosin phosphatase Rho-interacting protein-like. The transcript has 26 exons. Bases 116 to 5452 code for a protein of 1778 amino acids. Gene Ontology annotation, cellular component: actin cytoskeleton. Lineage: Eukaryota; Metazoa; Chordata; Actinopteri; Salmoniformes; Salmonidae. Gene Ontology annotation, molecular function: actin filament binding. The record is from RefSeq and is a predicted model, not a curated record.